This is a messenger RNA of Agelaius phoeniceus (red-winged blackbird), 4646 nucleotides long. The record is from RefSeq and is a predicted model, not a curated record. Lineage: Eukaryota; Metazoa; Chordata; Aves; Passeriformes; Icteridae.
UGGAUAAGGAGUGAAAGCAGGAAACAGUUGUCACAACUCGCCUGUCAAAAUCAAUUUACUAGUUUUUAGACUCAGUUGUUUGGAAGGUAAAAUCCAGCUGCAAAUUAUGGCUCAUCGAUUUUCAAAGGAAGAAUUAGAUGAGCAGUUUGAAGAGUUUCUGAAAGAGUCUUUUUCAGAUGAUUCACUUGGAAAUCCAAAGAAAAAGUCCAGCAUUCUUGAGAAAUUGGGACAGCCCAGGAAAAAAGAAAAGAAGAAAAAGGAUUCAGUGCCCUGGUGGUUAUCUGAGGAAGACUCGGAUGAUGGUGAUUUUCAAAUAAAAUUUGUUAAAGUGAGAAAAGAGAAGAAACUGGCAGAAAGCCAUGCUGAAGCAGUGGAAAAUACUGAACAAAAGAGUCCCCAUUCCCAGUCUGAAGUAGUUCCCUCUAAAUCUUCCAGUGCAUCUCGCAGCAAGGCUUUGUCUAAAUCCAAAAUGUUGGAAAAAUUUCAUAAGGACAAGAAAUAUUCGUACUUAAACAAAGAAGAAGGAGCCCUCGCUUCUGACAGUCCAUGCAAUUCUGAGGGAAUGCUUGAAACCAAUGGAAACUUUCUCAAGGUGCAAAACACUUCACAGCCUGUGGGAGAAGGUCAUGAAAACAUGGAUGUGGAAAAGAUGCAGCUUGAGAAAAGUAAUGGAGAUGCUGUAUCUUUGAGUAGAGACAGCCUGGAAACAAAUGAUUCAGUUUUAGCUUCUGGGCCUAAUCAAAGCAUCAUAGGAGUUGGAUUGGAUACCUUGGAAGAGCAAGAAGAAAAAGAGAUCUUCUUUGCCAAGCUUGAACGAGAAGCUUCCUCUACUCUUGAUUAUUCAAGAUUAAAUAAAGAGCUGGAUUCCAAUGAUUCUGUCAUACUAGCACCAUUUGUACGAAAUGAAAAUGCUGAAAAAGAAGAAGAACCUUCACAUGAAGAGAAAUCUGGUAGCUACAGUGAAGAUUUUGAAGAAGAAACAGAUACUAAACCUGCCCUUAAAACUGAGGGAGAUCAGAUGAAUCAAAACAUCAUGUCAGAAGUUGAUUUAAGUCCUCAAGAACAGGAAGAAGCAAACACUGGCAUGCUGGCUAAAGUUGUAUUGCUUGAUUCACAAGAUUCUGCUGUAGAGCUUCAGAAGGCCAUUGAAGCAUCAGAUGUAGCUCCAGGUGAACAUGAUCAGCCUGAAGAAGUCAGUGCAGUUGAAAUGAAUGAAGCAGGUACUUCCUAUGGACAAGCCACGAGUGACAUGGAAGCGCUAUACCAGGCGUAUCAUCACAUUGAUCAGUCUCUGGGGGACACUGGCGAGCAAAAACUGCGCAAUUCUGCAGUGCCAGCCUCAGAAGGCUUAGGGCAAGGCAUUGCACAAAAUAAUGACAUCUAUGCAAAAAACAUGUCAACUGUUGAUUCAGAUUUACCUACUGUGGAAGAAUUGAUGAAAACAAUUACAGGACACAUGUAUAAUACCAGAAAUUUUGAUGUGGACCCUGAACGUCCUGUGAAACUGGUAGGUAGCACAGACAAUGACCUCAUUAGCCACUCACCCUUUGAAGACCCCCAGAAUAAUACAUCUUGGGAGAAAAACUUAGUUGAAAAGUUUAACAGAGAAGAAAGCAUCUUUCUACAGACAAGCAUGAAUGAUGAUACCUUUCAGAGGAUGACUGAGAAAGAAAUUCAGACCAGUGAAGUGCAGCCUGAUCUACUAAGAGAAAAAAUAGGACAAAACUCUCUGCUUUCACAAGGAAGCAAAACUAAAAAAGCUCUUCGGUCUUGUUCCUUGAAGAAUGAAAGAUCAGAACCAAUGUCAACCAAACCAAAGAAUAUUAGAAGUCCAGCACCUGUACAUAAAAAGAAACCUUCACAUGGUCCUCAUGGAAUGGUUAGAAGUUCUGGCUAUGGGAAGCCCAGUUUACUUUCAAAGCAGUCUUUUCCAGUCAGUGAAAAGAAAACACCAAAAGAAACUUUCAAAAAGACUUGUAUGAAAGCCAGAAGUCCUGCAGAUAGAGCAAAAUCUAAAGAAGCCUUAUUUGCUACUAGGAUAAUAAGAUCUGCAGCAAAUGAACCAACUUUGGAGGGAAGUAUUAACAGAGUUUUGUCUGGCCAAUCAGUUGUUAGUAAUCUUGGACACCAGGCUGAGGAUUAUAACAGGCAAUAUCAUCAUGACUUAUCAUUUUCCCCUUCCAAAAGCUGUGAUAGAGAGCUGUAUUUGUUAAAACGACUACAAACAGCAGAGGAGGACCUGAACAGAGCUCGGGAUUUGGUUCAGCAGCUGGCCAGCAAGCUUUCACAAAAAGAGAAGGAGAUGGAGGCCAAGGUAGUGGAACUGAAAACACAGCAUGAAAAGGAGCUCUCCCAUCUGGGUCAGGAAAACUAUGUUCUUCAGAGUAAGCUAAGAAGUAUGGAAGAGAUAACCCAAGAAAAGAGGUGGACCCAUGCAGCAACAAUUCCUAUAACUGAGGAAAAACUGGCCCAAAUACAAAAAGAGAUUGAAGAUCAAGAGGUCAUUAUUCAAGGUUAUCAACAGGAAAAUGAGAGGUUAUACAAACAAAUGAAAGAGCUACAAAUCCAAAACAAAAAAAAUGAGGAACGGAUGUUUAAGGAGAAUCAGUGCUUAAAGUCUGAAUUAAUACAGUUAAGAGAAAAGAUGGAGAAGAUUAACAACCAAUCACGAGUCAUGCAGGAUUCUGAACCUGGCAGAAAUCAGAGUUUCACAGAAUUGAUUUCAGAGCUUCGAGUUGCACAGAAAGAAGAAGCUAAAUUGCAAGAAGAGAUAAGACGUCUAAAACAAGAUAAGCAAGCUCUUGAGGUAGACUUGGUACAAGCCAAGAAAGAGAGAGAUUUAGCCAAAGUCCAGAUUGCAUCUGCAUCAAGUGAGAAGUCUUAUGAAUUUAAAAUCAUGGAAGAAUCGUACAAACAGGAAAUUACUCAUUUAAAAAAAAGACUUCAGUGGUAUGCAGAAAAUCAAGAUCUUCUGGAUAAAGAUGCAGCCCGUCUUAGAGAUGCAAGAGAAGAAAUUGAGAAACUAAGACUAGAGGUUGAGAAGCUCAGAGCUGACACAGGAGAUCAGUGUGUGCAACAGAAGAAACGUUUGCGAGACAGAGCAGCAGAUGCUAAAAGAAUUCAGGAUCUUGAGCGACAAAUCAGAGAAAUGGAAGGAAUUCUAAAAAGAAGGUAUCCAAAUUCUUUGCCUGCUUUGAUUUUUGCUGCUGCUGCUGCUGAGAAAACGAAUGAUCUUUCAGCUAAAACAAACACAGUUGAAUUUUUGGAGAGAAGAAUAAAGAAAUUAGAAACUGAACUUGAAGGUAAAGAUGAUGAAGCUAAGAAAAGCCUUCGUGCCAUGGAACAACAGUUUCAAAAAAUAAAGAUACAGUAUGAACAAAGACUUGCAGAGCUUGAGCAACUACUUGCCUAUGAAUUUAUGAAUGAAACACCAAAACUGAAUGGUGAUAAAGCCACUUCUGCAGAACUUGAGCAGGAGCUUCAGAAUCUAAAGAAGACCCAUCAGAUCACUGUUGGAAACCUCCAAACAGAAAUCGAAAAUCUUAAAAGUCAAAAUUCCCAAUUAAAACUCAGAAGUAAAAAUGAUAAUAAAGACUUAGAGUCCAUGGACUCUAAAAUGAAACAAGGUAGCACAAAAGACAGGUUGUUAAAAUUAAAUGAAGAACUGGUCACCAAAAAUAGAGAAAUACAAGACCUCACAAAAACUGUAGAGAAACUUCAAAAAGAAAGGAUGGUGAUGUUGUCUGAUAAUAAUUUGAGAAAUAAAGCAAACACUAAUGGGAACUCUACAGAGGUCUUGAAAAAGAAUACCUUAGCAACAGAUAGAAGGAAUUCCAACAACACUGAAGCCUGUCUAAGCAUUUUCAAUGAUGACAAAACACACCAACCACUUACCUUCUCUGAUUCUCAUCUCUCGGAAGUUGUGCAAGAAAAUGCCCAUCUGAAAGAGGAGCUGGAGAAACUGUCCCUGGAAAUGAGCCAGCAGCGGGUGAAGUCUCAGGCAGCACUGGCUUAUUCUGAAAGCAACAUGCGAAGGAUGCAGGAAGACACAGAGGAAUACAUUGCAUCUCUGAAAGCCUCCCACCAGAGGGAAGUUGAGAAGAUUGUUUGCCAGCAUGCAAAGGAACAUUCUACUUCUAAAGUAGCUGAACUAAAGAACAGAAUUUCAGCACAGGAGAUAUUAAUAAAACAUCUUCAAGAACAACUUGGUGAACAAGAGAGACGUCAAGAAGCUCUUCUAGUUUCACAAAUAAGAGAACAACUUCUACAAAAAGAGGUGACAAAAUUGUUGGAAGAGCUGAGAGAGGCUAGGGAAAGCCAGAGUCCUGAAAUGAAACAUUUCUUGUGCCUGGAAAAGAAAAUCAAGCAUAUAGAGAGCAGACAUGCAGAAAGAGAGCAUGAAAUUCAAAAGGCAAGCCAACUAAGACAGCACAUUUCUGAAGUAAGGCAAACCCAGGAGGUUGAGAGGUGGCGAAGGCUGGCCCAGGAGAAGAAUCAGGAGCUGGAGAAAUUUCGAAUGGAGUUGGAUUCAAUACUCGAUGUUUUACGUGAACUGCAGAAACAAGGGGUUGUUAUUCCUGCACCUGAUUCCAGUGGAUUCAGAGUGACAGGCAGCUGUUAGAAGACAUGAUUAGAAGGAGAUGGAC